AUGCCUGUUAACGAGAAUGAUUUCAAUGAUCCUGAGAAGUAUAUCAACGACGAAUCAAUCGAGUUAGCUUGGGCCAUCAAGGCUGCUGAAAGGGCAAACAUUCAUAUAAAUUUGUUAAUGGGAUGUGAUACCAAAUCUUUAAAGUUGAACAGACAUCAACCCGAUAUUGACAAAGCCUUCAGAGAAGCGUUUCCAGAUAUGAAUGUUCGAAUGGUUGGUGAAACAGAGCUUAAAAGUGGGGAUAUGAAGGAAAAAUGGAGAGUUUUCUGCGAGCUAUUCAAGGAGUCGAUCGAUGACUACUCGAUGGGAACUCUUAUGCGGAUUGAAGCCCAAAAGGCAUAUUCUGAUGCCAACACUAUUAUCGUGCCAAAGAUUAUUUUCCUUGCUGUCGAAGGCGCAAGAAAUACAGAGGGUAUCAAUGAAGAUUUGAAGCAAUGCUAUACAUUGGAUCACCAGUUAAAUACUGCUCCUUUAUAA
Auanema sp. JU1783 is the source of this 477-nucleotide messenger RNA. The record is from the annotation of a GenBank genome assembly. Lineage: Eukaryota; Metazoa; Nematoda; Chromadorea; Rhabditida; Rhabditidae.